Tachyglossus aculeatus (Australian echidna) is the source of this 792-nucleotide messenger RNA. Its product is annotated as kallikrein-13-like. The record is from RefSeq and is a predicted model, not a curated record. The transcript is spliced from 5 exons. The coding region runs from base 1 to 792 and encodes 263 amino acids. Gene Ontology annotation, molecular function: serine-type endopeptidase activity. NCBI's taxonomy places the organism in Eukaryota, Metazoa, Chordata, Mammalia, Monotremata, Tachyglossidae. Gene Ontology annotation, biological process: proteolysis.
AUGUGGCUGGCCCUGGCACUGACCCUGGCAGCCUCCGCGGCCGCCAGCCAGGAGUUCCCGAAAAUCCUCAACGGGUCCGUGGCGGGCGGCCAGUCCCUGCCGGGGGGCUACACGUGCGCCCCCCACUCACAGCCUUGGCAGGCAGCGCUGAUGGAGGGGGGCACUCUGCGCUGCGGGGCCACGGUCAUCCACCGCCUCUGGGUGCUGACCGCUGCCCACUGCUACCGCAAGAACUACACGGUUCUCCUGGGCAAACACAACCUGACGGGGGAGCAGGAGCCCGGUCAACAGAGCCGCUGGGUCCAGCGCUCCGUGCCGCAUCCCUCCUACCAGAGCAGCCCUACCCAUCACAACCACGACCACGACAUCAUGUUACUGCGCCUCAGCAGGCCUAUCAAAUUCUCCAACACCAUCCGCCCGCUGGCCCUGGCCACCGACAACGGCCUGCCCCCCGGGACCCCCUGCCUCGUCUCGGGCUGGGGCAGCACCACCAGUCCUGAGGUUAACUACCCAAACAGCCUGCAAUGUGCAGACAUCCAGCUGCGCUCUGACGUGGAGUGCCACCAGGUCUACCCGGGCAGGGUCACCCCCAACAUGCUCUGUGCGGGCACUCAGGAGGGUGGCAAGGAUUCUUGUGAGGGAGACUCGGGUGGUCCUCUGGUCUGUAAUGGGCGACUCCAGGGCAUCAUCUCAUGGGGGGAUUUCCCCUGUGGCCAGCCCAACCGGCCCGGCGUCUACACCCGCGUCCCCCGCUACUUGAAGUGGAUUUCGGACACGAUCGGCAGAGACUGA